UAAAUUAUAUAUAUAUAUAUAAAUGUAUAUAAAGAUCUGUCUAUAAAUGGGCUAUUUUUGGUGUCGUUUUUUCAUCCUCGCAAAAAUUGGAAUAGGAGAAAACCGAUUAAUCCAGUGGUGCAACUUUACUUAAUAUACAAUAGGAUAAUUUAAUCGGAUCUAACUGUGGCUGUAUGAGUGGGUGGAGAUAAAAGCACGAGUGUAGAAAGAUGGCAACUAACGAAGAUAUGAUUGAUGGGAGACCCGUGGAAUACGGGCUCACCCUGGAGGAGCUCAGGGAGCUUAUGGAACACCGUAAACAUGAGGCCUAUGAGACAAUACAGACUAGAUAUAAUGGUGUUCUAGAAAUGUGCAAGAAAUUAUAUACAUCUAGUAAUGAAGGCUUAUCGGGUAGUCCUGUGGACUUGGAGCAUAGGCGAAAAGUUUUUGGUGGAAAUGUGAUACCCCCAAAACCUCCAAAAACUUUCUUUCAGUUAGUGUGGGAAGCUAUUCAGGACGUUACGUUAAUAAUUCUAUUAGUAGCAGCUCUUAUUUCAUUAGGAUUAUCAUUUUAUUCCGGCUCGGCAGCAGAAGAGGAUCAAGGAGGUGGGGAUUCAUCGGAGAAGGAAGCGAGUUGGAUAGAGGGUGUGGCUAUAUUAGUUGCUGUUGUUGUUGUUGUUUUGACAACUGCUUUUAAUGACUGGCAAAAAGAAAAACAAUUUAGGGGAUUACAAGCAAAAAUUGAACAUGAACAUCAGUUUAGUGUGAUACGAGCAGGUGAAGUGAUUCAGAUUCCUGUAGGAGAUAUAGUCGUUGGAGAUAUUUGUUUAGUUAAAUAUGGUGAUUUACUACCUGCUGAUGGUGUAAUUAUACAAAGUAAUGAUUUAAAAGUUGAUGAAAGUUCAUUAACUGGUGAAUCAGACCAUGUAAAGAAAGGAGAAGUAAAUGAUCCUAUGUUAUUGUCAGGUACCCAUGUGAUGGAGGGAAGUGGAAAAAUGCUCACAACUGCAGUAGGUAUCAACUCACAGACUGGUAUUAUUUUCGCCCUUCUCGGCGCCUCAUCGGAUGAAAAAGAAGACAAAAAGAACAAGCAAAAUUCAGAGAAUAAUGCUCAGGGCCAGAAUGCAGGUGUUACAAUAGUAUCUUAUAAAGGCACCAAGGGAACGGGACCCACACAACCAUUGCUUAGCGAUCCAGGCAGAGUGGACACAGAACAUGUGAACCUUGAGAUGACCGGAAAUUCUCACCAUGCCAAUGCUAGCAACAAAGUAACAAACAAGAUUCCCGAGGAGGUUGAGGAAGCUACAACGGAGGUCGCCAAGACAGUACAUUCUUCCGCAAGAAAAGAGAAAUCUGUCCUCCAGUCAAAGCUUACUAAACUUGCCAUACAGAUUGGUUAUGGAGGUACUGGUAUUGCUGUGCUUACUGUCCUUAUCCUUAUCAUCAAGUUCAGUGUGAGGAAGUUUGCAGUUGAGGAACGGCAAUGGGAUUGGGGUUAUGUGGAGUACUUCGUAAAUCAUUUCAUCAUUGGUGUUACUGUGUUGGUGGUGGCUGUACCUGAAGGUCUGCCAUUGGCUGUCACACUCUCACUAGCUUAUUCAGUCAGGAAAAUGAUGCACGAUAAUAACUUAGUACGUCAUUUAGAUGCCUGUGAGACUAUGGGUAAUGCAACUGCAAUUUGUUCUGACAAAACGGGUACAUUGACCACAAAUAGAAUGACGGUGGUACAAAGCUAUAUUGGUGGAGUGCAUUAUAAAUCAAUUCCUAACUUCCAGACAUUGUCCAACAAGAUACAAGAAGUAAUGGUGAAAGCCAUCUCCAUUAACAGUGGCUACACAUCACAAGUUAUGAAAGGUGAACAAGAAGGAGAACUUCCUAAACAACUUGGUAACAAGACGGAGUGUGCAUUGCUCGGCUUUGUCAUGGAUCUAGGUCAGAGUUAUGAGGCCGUGAGGGAGGAUCACCCUCAAGAUACACUGGUUAAGAUUUAUACUUUCAACUCCAUGAGGAAAUCCAUGAGUACUGUAAUACACCUGCCUGGAGGGAAUUUCCGUCUGCUCACCAAAGGAGCUUCAGAAAUGGUCCUUAAUAAAUGUGAAUAUAUCCUCGAUUGUAAAGGUGAACCACAGCCAUUCAGUGUUGAAAAUCAGGAAACAGUUAUUAAAAGUGUAAUAGAGCCAAUGGCAGGGGAUGGUCUUAGAACUAUUUGUAUUGCGUACAAAGAUUAUAGAAAAGAGAAGCAAGGAAUAAAUGAUGAGCUGAUUGAUGAUGAACCUGACUGGGAAGAUGAAGAUGCUAUUGUACGUGGCUUGACAUGUAUCUGUAUUGUUGGCAUAGAGGAUCCUGUCAGACCAGAGGUACCUAAUGCCAUCAAGAAAUGUCAAAGGGCUGGAAUCUGUGUACGUAUGGUUACUGGCGACAAUGUUAAUACAGCCCGCUCUAUUGCAGCUAAAUGCGGUAUCUUGCGUUUCAAUGAAGACUUCCUGGUACUGGAGGGCAAAGAAUUUAACAAACGUAUCAGAGACCCAGCGACAGGCGAGGUUUCCCAAAAAUUAUUAGACCAGGUAUGGCCAAAUCUUCGUGUACUGGCUCGAUCAUCUCCACAAGAUAAAUAUGUUCUUGUAAAAGGUAUCAUAGACAGUAAACUGACGUCAAGUCGUGAAGUUGUCGCCGUAACAGGUGAUGGCACCAAUGAUGGUCCUGCAUUAAAGAAGGCUGAUGUUGGAUUUGCUAUGGGUAUAUCUGGUACUGAUGUAGCGAAGGAGGCUUCAGAUAUUAUUUUAACAGAUGAUAACUUUACAAGCAUCGUAAAAGCAGUGAUGUGGGGAAGAAACGUAUAUGACAGCAUUGCAAAAUUCUUACAGUUCCAGUUGACAGUAAACGUUGUUGCCGUUCUCGUAGCUUUCCUUGGUGCUUGUAUUAUAGAUGACAGUCCUCUUAAAGCUAUACAGAUGUUGUGGGUCAACCUCAUUAUGGACACUUUGGCAUCCCUGGCUCUGGCGACAGAAUUACCUAGUGAGGAACUUCUAGAACGUAAACCAUAUGGACGUACAAAACCACUCAUAUCCAGAACUAUGAUGAAAAACAUCUUAGGCCAUUCUGUUUAUCAACUAAUUGUUGUGUUUGUCUUAUUGUUUGCUGGUACGUAUAAAAAUAGUUUGAAACCCAAUUUUAAUAAAAAAAACUUUAUAGCAAAUUUAAGUUUGAUAACAAGUUGCUUGUUUUGUGUUGAACUUUUAAAUCUUAAAUUAUAG
Messenger RNA from Ruditapes philippinarum (Manila clam), 3233 nucleotides. Its product is annotated as plasma membrane calcium-transporting ATPase 4-like. The record is from RefSeq and is a predicted model, not a curated record. Gene Ontology annotation, biological process: regulation of cytosolic calcium ion concentration; calcium ion transmembrane transport. Bases 210 to 3233 code for a protein of 1007 amino acids. Gene Ontology annotation, molecular function: ATP hydrolysis activity; P-type calcium transporter activity; ATP binding. NCBI's taxonomy places the organism in Eukaryota, Metazoa, Mollusca, Bivalvia, Venerida, Veneridae. The transcript has 20 exons. Gene Ontology annotation, cellular component: membrane; intracellular membrane-bounded organelle.